UUCCCUCACAGUCCCACAGACGAGCGCAGACAUUUGGACUACUGCGGCACUCCUGACCGGUGGUUGAGUCACUAACAUGGAAGCGAAGAAACGAGGAAUUCCAGCUUCGAUUCCUGAGAAUGAGGAGCUCAUGGAGGUGGAGAUGAACGGCGUGCAGGACAGGCAGAACUUUGGAGAAGCUGAAGUGCCUCAGUCCAAAUCCCAGAGGAGACAAAGUGAUGUGAAGGUCUAUAAGGAGUUCUGUGACUUCUACGCUCGCUAUAACAUGGCAAACGCUCUGGCUAAUGCUAUCUGUGAGCUUUGUAAAGCCGGCUUCACUCCUGCUGAGAAAAUCGUGAACAGUAACGGCGAGCUGUACCAUGAGCAGUGCUUCGUGUGUGCUCAGUGUUUCCAGCAGUUUUCAGAAGGGUUAUAUUAUGAGUUUGAUGAUCGGAAAUACUGUGAGCAUGACUUCCACAUGCUGUUUGCUCCGUGCUGUAAUCAGUGUGGGGAGUUCAUCACUGGCCGUGUCAUUAAGGCCAUGAACAAUAGUUGGCACCCAGAGUGUUUUUGCUGUGAUAUCUGCCACGCUGUGCUUGCUGAUGUUGGUUUUGCAAAGAAUGCAGGCAGACACCUGUGUCGUCCGUGCCACAUGCGAGAGCGAGCUUGUGGCCUUGGCAAGUACAUCUGCCAGAAGUGUCACACCAUCAUCGAGGAACAGCCGCUCAUCUUCAGAAACGAUCCGUACCACCCCGAUCACUUUAACUGCAGCAACUGUGGUAAGGAGCUCACUGCUGAUGCCAGGGAGCUGAAGAAUGAGCUGUAUUGCCUGCCGUGCCACGACAAGAUGGGUGUGCCGAUCUGUGGGGCCUGCAGGCGGCCGAUAGAGGGCAGAGUGGUGAAUGCAGUGGGCAAGCAAUGGCAUGUUGAGCAUUUUGUGUGUGCCAAGUGUGAGAAACCUUUCCUGGGCCAUCAGCAUUUUGAACGCAAAGGCCUGGCUUAUUGCGAGACGCACUACAACCUGCUCUUUGGAGACGUGUGCCACCACUGCAACCGCGUCAUCGAGGGAGAAGUCAUUUCAGCACUGAAUAAAUCCUGGUGCAUCAACUGCUUCGCCUGUUCCACCUGCAGUUCUAAGCUGAGCCUAAAGGAUAAGUUUGUGGAGCUCGAUCUGAAGCCUGUGUGUAAACAGUGCUAUGAAAGAAUGCCGACUCAGCUGAAGGCCCGUCUAGCGAAGCGUGAACAUGACUCAAAGGACAGAAAAAAGAAGAUUGGUAUCUGUCUGUAAAGUUCUUUAUUUAGCUUCCCAGUUUCCUUUUCUUUCACAUCAUAUAUUUUUACUGAUAUUAAUAUUCAUGAUUAUUUAAGAGUGAAUGAUUGUCCAUUAGCAUGACAACACUUUUUAAGCAUAGUGCAAACCUUCUAUGGUGUCUCAAGUAUACAAAGUGUGGGUAUUUUUGUGAUCCAAAGACCUUAAUCAUUUAAUCUGGUUUAUUCUGUGUACAUGUGCUUUUGAAAUAAAUAUAUAAAAUGUUUAGCUGCAGCAUUAAAGUAUUUAGCUGUCUUUUUUUUUUUUUUGGUGUUGGGCCAUAAUUCUUUGACAUAUACAGUAUGCACUAAAAUGCUUCUUAUCAAGGUAAUUUUGGGUUGUUACUGGGGUGUAUGUGUUCCCAAUCAAAGAUGCACUAAAAAAAUAAUAAUCCUUUGAAUUUACUUGAUGUUAAUGUGUACAUCGGUUCCACAUCAUCAAAAUGUGGCCAAAUUACACACAUUUUUCCUGCUAAACCAAAGUAUUUCAUUCAUGGUAAAUUUGUGU
Molecule: messenger RNA, 1795 nt
Organism: Clarias gariepinus (North African catfish)
Lineage: Eukaryota; Metazoa; Chordata; Actinopteri; Siluriformes; Clariidae
Gene: lims2
Product: LIM and senescent cell antigen-like domains 2
Exons: 10
Coding region: 77-1267 (396 amino acids)
Biological process (GO): cell-cell adhesion; cell-cell junction organization; positive regulation of integrin-mediated signaling pathway
Cellular component (GO): cell-cell junction; cytoplasm; focal adhesion
Source: RefSeq, a predicted model, not a curated record